AGGGGAGCAGGUGGCAUGAUGUGGAUACCCAUGACUCAUGGGAAGACAGGGUUGCGGUUCCUGUGUCUGAGGCAGUGGUCACUUUUACCGAUGUCCAGAACAAGCAGCAUGUGAUCUUCGAGAACGGCAUGAUGACCGAAGACGCGUUGAGGAUCUUCAAGGGUCGACUAUUCAUAAACACUCAUCUUGACGUGCUGCAGUUCGAGAUGUCAGGUGCAGACUCUAAAGCUGUCGGACGGUAUGUGGUCACCGAGAAGAAAGGCAGAGCUUUUGUGAUCGAUGUCGCUGGAGGCUCUGGAGGACCAACCAUUCCAGACAGGGCUGUGCCUAUAGCCUUGGCUGCCAGUAUCCUCACACUGUUCAUCAUCGGUUGCUGUGUGAGGAGAUGCUCUAAUAAAAAGAAGGAAGCCCCCUCUCCUGCCGUCGCAUCUGCUGCCACCCCUUCCGCACCGGCCGCUACCCCUUCCGCUCCUUCUGACCCGCCUGUCUAUAUCCAUGGUCCUGUCCCAAGGCCUGAACCAGCCUACCAGCCAGGGGCUCAGAGUCGAGUGGAAGACAUCCGAGACUCUCCAACAACACACAGCUACGACAGCCCUCCACCUUCUUAUGAUGAGUUGAUGGCCAACGGACCUGCGCCCUACGUUCCUUAUGUUCCCUACGCUCCGCCUGAGGGUCCAACCGGAGCAUAUGGUGUGCCUGUUAUUCCCACCCCUGCUGAACCCAGCGCCCCUUCACCCCCAGACUACCAGUACCAACCUGGUGGAUUGUCUGGAACCACAAGUGACUUUCUCUCUGGUUGAAUCUCCUCUCCACACUGAUACAAGUGACACCACUGUCUAAUACUCAGCCAAGCUCAACUUCUAAAGCAGAAAGAGGGAUCUUUCCAUCAUCCUAACUCUAGUCCUCCCUUGUGCGUGGGCCCUUGUGAUAACGUCACAAGAUGUCAUGGACAAUAGAAGAAGUUUAAUCCAAUAGCUCUCAAAAGCACAAUUCAAAGGUUAUUUCCUCUGUUACAAUUGGGAUGUUGAAAAGGGUAAAGUCCCCCCAAAAGUUGUUAAGGCUAGUCUGACCGCGUGGAAACUUUAUUGGAAACGAGACCUCAGCAAACCCCUAGGUCAUAACUUCAGGUCGAGGACUGGAGAUAUGAUAAUGAUGUACCCAGAGUGUUUUUUAUUGGGUUUUUUAAUGUAAGUC
Engraulis encrasicolus (European anchovy) is the source of this 1194-nucleotide messenger RNA. Its product is annotated as WAS/WASL-interacting protein family member 3-like. The annotation marks the transcript as partial. The transcript has 6 exons. Lineage: Eukaryota; Metazoa; Chordata; Actinopteri; Clupeiformes; Engraulidae. The record is from RefSeq and is a predicted model, not a curated record.